Molecule: messenger RNA, 1691 nt
Organism: Drosophila gunungcola (fruit fly)
Lineage: Eukaryota; Metazoa; Arthropoda; Insecta; Diptera; Drosophilidae
Product: serine protease easter
Exons: 3
Coding region: 251-1453 (400 amino acids)
Biological process (GO): proteolysis
Molecular function (GO): serine-type endopeptidase activity
Source: RefSeq, a predicted model, not a curated record
UUUCAGCCAAAGACUCAGUCGUGCGCCAAGCUCAGCUUCGGCCUCUUCACUUCACUGCGGUCCGUGGGAAUUCCGUUUUAGUGCCUUUUUAUCGCGCCGUUUAUUUUGAUAACUGCUUCUGCAACGGCUCUGCAAUAUUGCAGUAAACAAAACAUCAUUACCAUUACCAUUAACAUUAACAUUACCUUUACCACGAACCACUGACGACGUCUUUAGAAAGGAUUAACACCUGUCCGCUUGCGUAAGCAAAAUGUUGAAGCUAUCGUUUGUGUGCCUGUUCUUGGGCAUUUUGGCGAAAUCAUCAGCGGGCCAGUUCUACUUCCCCAACGAGGCGGCCCAGGUGCCCAACUAUGGGCGCUGCAUAACGCCCAACCGGGAGCGGGCCCUGUGCAUCCACCUGGAGGACUGCAAGUACCUGUACGGCCUGCUGACCACCUCCCCGCUGCGGGACACGGACCGGCUCUACCUGAGUCGCAGCCAGUGCGGCUACACGAACGGCAAGGUGCUGAUCUGCUGCCCGGACCGCUACCGGGACGGCUCCCCGGAGACGCCCGCGCCGGCCAGGCCCAACGUGACCAGCUCCGGCUCCGGCUCAGGCUCCGGCUCCAGCCUGCUCCCUCUGCCGGGACAGUGCGGAAACAUCCUGUCCAACCGCAUAUACGGCGGCAUGAAGACCAAGAUCGACGAGUUCCCCUGGAUGGCUCUGAUUGAAUACACCAAGGCCCAGGGGAAGAAGGGCCACCACUGCGGCGGCUCCUUGAUCAGCACCCGAUACGUGGUGACAGCCUCCCACUGCGUCAACGGUAAGGCGCUGCCCAGCGACUGGAGGCUGACCGGGGUCCGCCUGGGCGAGUGGGAUACCGCCACCGAUCCCGACUGCGAGGUCGACGUGCGCGGCAUGAAGGACUGUGCCCCCGCGCAUCUGGACGUGCCCGUGGAGCGCACCGUGCCCCACCCCGCCUACAUUCCGGCCUCCAAGAACCAGGUGAACGACAUCGCCCUGCUGCGCCUCGGCCAGCUGGUGGAGUACACCGACUUCGUGCGCCCCAUUUGCCUGCCCCUGGACGCCAACCUGCGGGCGGCCACCUUCGACGGCAUCACCAUGGACGUGGCCGGCUGGGGCAAGACGGAGCAGCUGUCGGCCAGCAAUCUGAAGCUCAAGGCGGCCGUGGAGGGCUUCCGGAUAGACGAGUGCCGCAACGUCUACAGCGGCCAGGAGAUCCUGCUCGAGGACACGCAGAUGUGUGCCGGCGGCAAGGAGGGCGUCGACUCGUGUCGCGGCGACUCCGGAGGGCCGCUCAUCGGCCUGGACACGAACAAGGUGAACACCUACUACUUCCUGGCGGGCGUGGUGUCCUUUGGGCCCACACCCUGCGGCUUGGCCGGCUGGCCAGGCGUGUACACUCGGGUGGGGAAGUACGUUGACUGGAUCCAGAACACCAUCGAGGCCUGAACGUUUCAGUUUUAAACUGUGCUCGUGUCAGGACUUUUGGCAAAGGACCCUUUUUUAAAAACAGUUUUACCUGGCGCGCAAAAUAUCUGCCGAUCGGCGCGUCAAGCAGGGAAGUAAUUCUUAGAGCAUACAUAUGUAAAAUACCUCUUUCAAGAUAAUUAUUUAUAAAAAAGAUUUUGGUUUAAUGAAUGUCAAAUUUGCUUAAAUAUUAUUCUCAAUUUUUAAAAUACUACUUAGC